This is a messenger RNA of Mya arenaria, 2322 nucleotides long. RefSeq lists its product as uncharacterized. The record is from RefSeq and is a predicted model, not a curated record. The coding region runs from base 1512 to 1904 and encodes 130 amino acids. The transcript is spliced from 2 exons. NCBI's taxonomy places the organism in Eukaryota, Metazoa, Mollusca, Bivalvia, Myida, Myidae.
CCCAUUUACGUGCUUGUAUAGGGUUUGCUAGGAGAUUACAAUAAGUAAAAGCCGAAUUUUUAUAUACCAAUGAAUAAACGUAUUUAGUCAUAAAUUGUGUCUGAAUAUCUUUUAAAGACUUAUUUCUUUGUUGAUCUUUGUAUUAAAUGUGAAUACGAGAGCAAAAUAUAACAUAUAUAGUGAACACAAUUAUUUGUCGUUGAAAAAGUUUAAACAGGGCGCAGUUGAAAUGAUGAAAGAUGUCUGACGAGGAAAAUCCGACAAACACACCUGUAUCGGACGAUGAGGGCCAGGAGGAGGAAGACGAUCUCCAUGCUGAGUUGGUGCCUUCGGAAGCAACCUCAACAGAUGACCGGUUUGACGUAAUUGACACCCCGAAAUCGUCUCGCGCAGGCAUUGAUAUUGACGUCAUCGAUGACGUAUUGAUGUCGGAACAGGAAAUUAAGGAACUUGACAGACGACUGGAAGAAGUGGUUGAUCGUCUGCAAAAGCAGAAAGGCGAUUAUGAGAAAUGGGAAAGUGACAUAAACACCCGGAAGCUUAGAGCGUUCGCGAGACUUAAGGCGCUGGAGCGCUGUCACAGGAAAAGGCUGGAGGUGUACGAGACUAUGAAGGAUUACGUCCAGAACAGCCAAACUAGGGUGGGAAAUACUUGACUUCUAAUGGAACUGUGUUUGUAUUAUCCAUUGUGCCAAAAUAGCAAUUGUAGCAAUAGUGAUAUUAGUGAAAUGCUUCGCUUUGACACACUCUUGGUCUGGGAAUGCCGUUGCUUUGUCCCAAAAGAAACCAUAAAUUUUAUUAAUGUACUCUAUAUAUUAACACUAUACUGUGAAAUAUAAGUCGCAUUAUGAGUUAAUUGAUUAGAUCUGACUUUAGUGUUGACCUCUGGCUAUUAUGUUUGACAACGAAUGAAAUGGUUCUUAUAAGGGUUGGGGGUUUGCUUUUGCUCUUUCUAUUUCAUAACAGUCGAGGGGAAAUUAAAUCGCAUUUAUUAUGCAUUUUAAUAACCAUCUAGGUUAAUUUAACUUUUAAUCUCAUUUUUGAUACUUAUGCUCUUUACGGGCCAAUCUUGUUAGUUUAUUGAGUAAAUAUUGAAUAUCGACCAUCGUUUUGUUUAAAUAUUCUUACAGACAAGAUGCUAAUAUAAAACAACGGUGUUUGUUUUAUCAUUAUAAAACAAAUCAUUGAGGGAUUAGUAGAGACAAGAUUGAAACAAGUGACUCGCAGUACGUUGAUGCAAGAAAAAUCGAAUAAUAAUAUUAACAGAUAUCAUAUGUUUUACAGUAUAAUAGAGAGUAACUUUAAAAACAUGCAUGGUAGCUGGAUUUUAGAUAAACAUUUAAAGUGGUAUUAAUAAUAAAACUUUUGAAAGUGUUUAAUACUUGGAAUAUUGUUGUGACUUCGCGGUCUUAUAAAACGGCAGAUUGUCUAUCUUCAAGAGAACUAUUAAAGAUGUAAGGCGGUGAAUGAUAUAUUGUAUUUUAAACAGUUUAAAUGACAUUUGAGGAAGCAUGUCGAGUAAUGUAGAUUCACUCUCGGAUAUUUCGGACAUAAGCAGCUCAGACCAACAUGGAGAGGUAUUUGAAGACCAUGCGGGCAGCCCCGACGGCAGUCACAAACAAGCCACCGGCGGAGACGACGAUGUACUUGUGUCCGAGUCAGAGAGGGACUUGCAGGAGAGACGGCUCCAGCAGUGUCGAGAGGCUCUCGAUCACAGCCGCAAUGCUCACGAACAAUGGGUUGACCGCUUGACCAGGCGCCGGAUGUUUGCAAUUUCUAGCUUCCGGAAACUGCAGCGCGCCAGAAAGGACCGGAUGAAGUUUUAUGACGACGUGAAGGUAUACAUAGCCGAUAAUGAAAACAUUGAAAUUAAAGAUAUGACACAAAAACCAGCAGGGUUGUGACAGAGGCCAUUCAUUGGAAUGUAUGUGUGUUGCAUGUCGCCAGGUAGUAUAGAAAAAGAGGUUUGGAAUGCAGCUUUCAGACUACUUUUUCGAUGUCCAGGACGAAAAAACAUACAUAGCAAAUGUAUAAUUAUAUCAGUAGUUCACUAAACUAAAAUACAUGUAGAUUAUUAUUUCAACCAUAAUUAUUAUACUGCAACUGAAUCAAAAUAUGUAUCGUGUGCUUUCUUCGUUCGUGCAAAGGAAAAGCGCUGGAACAUAAAAUACAAGUUAUACACUUAAAUGUUGAGAAAGAGUGUCAUGUACAUGCAUGUUAAUAAAUAUAUUUAUCCGAAAGUGUAAGUAAUGUUCUCAUUUUUUAAUAAGAAACCAAUAAAGUAAACGACAAAGCACAUGAACAAGAUGUUGAAUUUUUGAA